Cydia splendana is the source of this 2099-nucleotide messenger RNA. Its product is annotated as acyl-CoA-binding domain-containing protein 5. The record is from RefSeq and is a predicted model, not a curated record. Gene Ontology annotation, cellular component: cytoplasm. The transcript is spliced from 10 exons. Gene Ontology annotation, molecular function: fatty-acyl-CoA binding. The coding region runs from base 261 to 1163 and encodes 300 amino acids. NCBI's taxonomy places the organism in Eukaryota, Metazoa, Arthropoda, Insecta, Lepidoptera, Tortricidae. Gene Ontology annotation, biological process: fatty acid metabolic process.
AAUCGAAUCUUCCUCUCUACGAAGGAGAGACGUGCGGUCACUUUUACUCGCGUUAAUUUUCGCCCUAUUGUUUUCAUUGUCCAACUUUAUUACACAAUCACCAGCACGAUAGCGCGGCGUGUUGUUGUGAAUAAUAAUUGUCUGCGAUCUUAUUGAAAACAUGAUCGGUGGUUUGUGAUUCGUUCGAUAAUUUAGUACCCAGUGAUUUUAGGUCCAAAGUGCGUGUAAUUUUAUAGUUUGUGGCUUGUUUUGUGCUAAUAAUGUCGCUCGAGGAGAAGUUUAAUGCAGCCGUCAAUGUAAUAAGGAGCCUUCCGAAAAGUGGAUCAUACCAGCCCAGCAAUGAGCUCAUGCUGCGUUUUUACAGCUACUUCAAGCAAGCUACAGAAGGGCCUUGCGACAAACCUAAACCCGGCUUCUGGGACGUCGUUAACAGAGCAAAAUGGGAAUCAUGGAACAAGCUCGGCAACAUGUCGCAGACAGAGGCGAUGCAGGCCUACGUGGACGAACUACAUAAGAUAGUGGAGACCAUGUCGUACAGUUCCGACGUGGCUUCAUUCCUGUCAGUUGAUGAUGAGGACGAGGAGUUCCCGAACAGGGACUUGGAGCUGGUGGCCGGAGACGUUCUACGCAGGGUCCGCUCUGAGCAUAACACUCCUAUCGGCUCGCGCUCCGUGAGCGGCACGUCGUCCCCCGUGCCCCGCACGCGCCACGACUCAGAGGACGAGUACAUUGACACGGUCGAUGUUAGUAUUUGGAGUCAGGUGGACGCCGACACAGGCCAACCCGGGGGCUUAGCCACUGUCGAUGUUAAUGUGAGCGACCCGGAGGUGGCGGAGCGUGCCCCUGCGCCCGCGCACGCCGCUCCGACGCCGGCGCCGGAGCGCGCGCAGACGGCGCCGCGCCUCAGCAACGGCCACGCGCACCAGAUCACGUCGCAGCUCACACAUCUCAAGGUGCUGGAACAGCUGCCAGGCACGCUGGCGCGCCUGGAGGCCGACGUAGCGGCUCUACGGAAAGCCGUGGAGGGAGAGAGGCUCAUGAACCAAAACCACGGAUGGCGGUGGCCGUGGCAGGAGCUGAGCCCGCCGACGUUGCUCCUGCUCGCCGCAUGGCCGUUCAUCGCCUACAAACUGACCGGGCGGUUCCAGAGACGCGACACGUAACACGUCCUAAAUUAUUACGAAGACAUAGUAUAAGGGGAUCACGCGAUAUAGCCGGCUGCGAUCGAAAGUUACAUUACAAUUUCAACCUCAUUUCCUUCUAUUUAAAUUCUAUUUCCUUUAGAAUUGUCUGAAUUGUGAGAAUUAAAGGCUACCGGCCCAAGUACAUGAUGGGAAAAGCAAUGAUAACGCACGCUGUGGCAUAAAUGUCAAGUAAAAGAAAUGUUAAUACUUAGUGACAUAGAUAAGACAACUAAACUUAGUAGUCACCAAAACGCCAUUGUCGUCCAUAUAGCCAACAAACAAACGACAUUAAUGUAAUCUUCAUAUUUCUUGAUACUUAAUGGUUAUUUGAGCGUUUCAUUUAUUUUUUUACCAUUUUAUAUAUUGUGACCUUUUUUGCCACUUUUGUGUUAUUUCUAGUCAGGAUCGCGAGCCCUUUUCAUCCUUAUAGGAGUAAAAAAGUGUCCUAAAAUUUCCAUACAUUAGGAUCGAAAGAGCUCGUGAUUCUGAGUUGAAAUAACACAAAAGUGGCAAAAAAGGUCACAAUAAAUAAAAAUGGCAGAAAAUAAAAGAAACGCUCAUUUCCCAGAAUUUUAAUAUUAUUUUCAGUAGAUAAAUAUAACAAAAACAUCACAUUUUUUUUCAAUUUAAUUGUAAUGUAACUUUCGUAUUUCGCCAUCGCAUAGCUCAGUUUACGAAACGGAUAUGAUGAUAUCUGUCUUAGUGAAAUGGUACCGUUGGGUUUUGUACGUUAAAAUAAAGGGGUAAGGUUCAUUUUCACUUAGCGUCAUUAUUUAUAGUCCGUGAGCCGAAUGAUGAAUUUAUCUGCUAUGAAAUGCCCUUAGGAUCCAUUUUACAUAAUAUUUUUUUUAUAUAUAUCAGGGGCCCGUUUCUCAAAAGCUUGUAACUUGUUAUACAAGUGGAAGUCCCUUGCUA